AUGGCGAUCCUUAACUUAGGCCGGCUGCUACCACUGACGCUUCUCGUCACGGCUUCGGCGAGCUCGACGAACGAGUAUUACGCGCGCUGGGACCACCUAGACACCAGGCCUCUACCUCAGUGGUAUGACCAGGCCAAGGUGGGUGUGCUCCUCUACUGGGGCGUGUUCUCAGUACCAAGCUUCGGGUCCGAGUGGCUCUGGUACCACUGGAAGGGCCGUCAGAACAGCCUGUUCUCGGACUUCAUGCGCGCUAACUACAGGCCCAAUGUCACCUAUCAAGAGUUUGCCACCGCCUUCACCUGCGAGCUCUACAACGCCGAACGAUGGGUAGAUCUGCUGGUCAAGUCGGGAGUGAGGUACGCUGUAUUCACGGCGAAGCACUUCGAGGGCUACACACUAUGGCCUUCAAAGCGUUCGUGGAACUGGAACUCGGUUGACGUCGGACCGAAGCGGGAUCUCUUAGGUGAGUUCGCGAAGGCGUUGAAGACGAGCACUAACAUUCGGCUGGGCGUCUACUACUCCCUCUACGAGUGGUUCAAUCCACUCUUUAUGGACGACAGGGAGAACAACUUCAAGACAAACGAGUUCAUUCACUUCAAGAUAUUGCCUGAACUACACGACCUGGUGUUCAAGUACGAGCCGGAAGUGAUUUGGGCAGACGGUGAUUGGGAAGCGCCAGACGCGUACUGGGAGAGCCCCAAGUUUCUGGCUUGGCUCUAUACAAACAGCACUGUUCGAGACACAGUGGUCGCGAAUGACCGUUGGGGCAAAGGACUUUGGUGCAAACAUGGCGACUUCAGGAACUGCAAAGACGGUCACAAUCCUAAGACUCUACAGAAGUACAAGUUCGAGAACGUGAUGACCCUGGAUAAACCGUCGUGGGGCUACAGACGCAACGCUCAGCUCAAGGACUACGUCACGGACCACGAGCUGGUAGCCACUCUCGUGGAGACCAUCAGCUGCGGUGGCAACCUUCUCAUCACGCUGGGCCCCACACACGACGGCCGCAUCCCUAUGGUGUUCGAGGAACGGCUCACCAGCCUGGGCGCCUGGCUAGCACUGCACGGCGAGGCGGUCUACGCCAGCAAGCCGUGGGCAGCACAGAACGAUUCGGUCUCUGCUGACGUGUGGUACGCCGACAAGGGUCCCGUGGUCUACGCCUUCCUGCUCCAGUGGCCCGCCAGCGGGUUUCUGCGGCUCGGCUCAAUGUACUUCAACGCGAAAACGCACGUGCAACUCAUUGGUCAUGCCCCACGACUCACGUGGAAACCAGUGGGUCAGCUGGUGCUGAUAGACUUGCCGCCGCCCCCGGUUAACAUCGCGACGCGCGUCGGAGUCUGGGUGCUCAGAAUAACAAAUGUGGAACCCACACCGCCUCCGGGAGCUUUCUGA
This is a messenger RNA of Rhipicephalus microplus (southern cattle tick), 1392 nucleotides long. Its product is annotated as alpha-L-fucosidase. Gene Ontology annotation, biological process: glycoside catabolic process; fucose metabolic process. The record is from RefSeq and is a predicted model, not a curated record. Gene Ontology annotation, cellular component: lysosome. Gene Ontology annotation, molecular function: alpha-L-fucosidase activity. Lineage: Eukaryota; Metazoa; Arthropoda; Arachnida; Ixodida; Ixodidae.